GGCAAACCGCUAUUUCUGAUGGCGCUUCAUCCUUAUCCAAAUUGACUUUCUGAAAUACAUGGGUAUUCUGAACUCCAUCUCUUUCUAUUUUCUUCUCUGUUCAACUGUCUAUGGAAGAUAUGAUUGCCCGGAUUCCAUUUGUGGGAAUAGCCACUUUGAUAUACGAUUUCCUUUUGGAAUAGAAGGCCAGAACCUUCACAACUGUAGCUACCCCGGUUUCAGUCUUAGAUGCAGCAAUCAAGGUAGAACAGUUCUAAGUCUUCCAGGUGCAGGAGAUUACUAUGUACGGGAUAUAGACUACCGUACCCAAGAAAUACAACUCUAUGAUCCAUCUAAUUGCCUCCCAAAACGGCUGUUCGAUUUCAACACUACUACUUCUCCUUCUUCACCUUUCAAAGCUGUUUCCUAUCUGAACUAUACUCUCUUGACUUGUUCAGCUAAUACAGUUUUCUCUCGGUUGAAUGUCAUUGGCUGUCUAAGCAAUUCCACCACUUCAAUAUUAGCUGCUACUUCUAUGAGUAUUGCAAGCCAAAUGACAAGUUUGUAUAACUGUAGCAUAAUCAACAAUUCGUCCGUUCCUGUUUCAUGGGCAUUUCAAUACGAAUCAGAUUUUCUAACUGACCUUAAUACCGAUCUUGUGUUAACGUGGGAUGUACCAAACUGCAAAAAGUGUGAAGCAAAACAUGGUGUUUGUGGGUUCAAGAAUGCCAUUAAUGGAGAAAUUCAAUGCUUUGACAGCCAUGGGUCAGGUAGCCAAAAAGGUCGACAAGUUUUCAAAUUUAUUGCAAUAACCUUACUUAUUCCAGCCAUCACAUGUAUAAUUGGUGUAUCCUGUUACAUCUGCUUUGAUUACAGCCGAUUCCGGCUCGCUGUAGAUGCAAUCCAAAAUAUCACCACCACAACAACCGUAGCACCACAUCCGGCAUCCACUACAGGCCUCGACGAUUCGACAAUCGAGUCAUACACAAAAGUAGUGCUUGGAGAAAGUCGGAGAGUUCCAGGUCCAAAUCAUGAAACCUGCCCAAUAUGCCUGGCAGAGUACCAUCCUAAUGAGAUAGUGAAGUGUAUACCUGAAUGUGAACAUUGCUUUCAUGAUGAAUGCAUUGAUGAAUGGUUAAAGAUUAAUGGUUCUUGUCCUGUUUGCAGAAACAAUCCUUCUCCUGCAACAUUGUGUUAGUUCUUCUUGGCACGUAGUUUGUUUUACAUUUUGCAUUUUGAAAUUAAUGUUGUAAAUCCCAAUUCAAAGUUGUACAUAUGCAUAUUGGGCGUUUAGUAAGAUCAUUGUGGUUUAGUGCUAGUUUCUUUACUUCUGUAGAAGCUUAGCUAGUUCUUGUUAUUCAAAUAUUUUGUUC
Molecule: messenger RNA, 1352 nt
Organism: Lycium barbarum (goji berry)
Lineage: Eukaryota; Viridiplantae; Streptophyta; Magnoliopsida; Solanales; Solanaceae
Product: putative RING-H2 finger protein ATL21A
Exons: 2
Coding region: 59-1177 (372 amino acids)
Molecular function (GO): polysaccharide binding
Source: RefSeq, a predicted model, not a curated record